CGCAUGCGCGGUGGUUGUAGUGUCAUCAUCACCAUCCCAGAAGUUGUCCACAGUCUGUGUGGUACCCUGAGCCGCGCUGGUGGAUCUACGUGUAGCACAUUGUGAAGAACAAGGACACCCCCACCCCCCCGGACGACCCCCUCUCACACACACACCGCCGAACCGAACCUCUACCGGACGGAGCCGAAUCCUCCCAGAGAAACCUCGGUUUUGAUUCCAGUGCAUAUCCUCUUUGAAAUCAGCUGUCUGCCAUAUCCUCCUUCUUCGUCUUCAUCCUCCUAGUGAGCAGACAUGCCUCCAGCAUUAGGUGGGCCUGUGGGGUAUACUCCUCCCGAAGGUGGCUGGGGCUGGGCGGUGGUAGUUGGAGCCUUCAUCUCCAUCGGUUUCUCCUACGCUUUCCCCAAAUCCAUCACAGUCUUCUUCAAGGAGAUAGAGGUCAUCUUCAAUGCCACUCCCAGUCAGGUGUCCUGGAUCUCCUCCAUCAUGCUGGCUGUCAUGUACGCUGGAGGUCCGAUCAGCAGCAUCCUCGUGAACAAAUUUGGUAGCCGACCGAUCAUCAUCGCCGGCGGCUGCCUGUCGGGGACGGGAUUGGUCGCUGCCUCCUUCUGCAACACUGUGGAGCAGCUUUACUUCUGCAUAGGAGUGAUUGGAGGUUUGGGACUAGCAUUCAACUUGAAUCCCGCCCUCACCAUGAUCGGUAAAUAUUUCUACCAUCGCCGACCCAUCGCCAACGGCAUCGCCAUGGCCGGCAGCCCCGUCUUUCUCUCCACGCUGGCUCCUCUGAACUCCUGGCUGUACGAUGAGUUUGGAUGGAGAGGCAGCUUCCUCAUCCUCGGAGGUCUGCUGCUGAACUGCUGCGUGGCCGGCUCGCUCAUGCGCCCCAUCGGACCCAAACCCCAACCGCCCAAGUCCGACUCGGAGGCAGGCGAGGGCAAGGCGGCAGAUUCAGUCCAGCCUCAGCAGAAGAAGACGGUCCUGCAGACCAUCAACUCCUUCAUCGACCUGACGCUGUUCAAACAUCGCGGCUUCCUGCUGUACCUGAGCGGAAACGUCAUCAUGUUCUUCGGCCUCUUCGCUCCGCUCGUCUUCCUCUCAAAUUACGCCAAAAGUAUGGGCAUCAGCAAAGACAAAGCGGCCUUCCUGCUGUCAGUGUUGGCGUUUGUUGACAUGUUCGCCCGGCCCUCCAUGGGGAUGCUAGCCAACACAAAGUGGGUCCGCCGAGUGCAGUACUUCUUCGCUGCUGCGGUUCUUUACAACGGGGUGUGUCACGUUCUGGCGCCGCUGUCAGUGGACUACACGGGAUUUGUGAUCUACGCCAUCUUCUUUGGGUUCGCGUUUGGCUGGCUGAGCGCGGUGCUGUUUGAGACUCUGAUGGACCUGGUGGGCGCUCAGAGGUUCUCCUCAGCUGUGGGUCUGGUCACUAUAGUGGAGUGUGGGCCGGUGCUGCUGGGACCACCGCUAACAGGUAGUUUCUAUACCUACUACAACCACUACAACUACACCUACAUCACCUCCGGCAUCAUCCUCAUUGUCGCUAGUGUGGUCCUCUUCGUGGGAAUGGGCAUCAACUACCGCCUGCUGGAACGAGAGAGGAAAGAGGAGGAGAGGAGAGAGAGGGACGAGCCCAAGGAGGAGCUCACCGCCAUGUUGGCACCUCCCUCCCCGUCAAAGGCAAACGAGGACGGGGAGGAGAACAAUGUACCGGCCGCUGUUACGCUGGCGGAAAUCUCCAAGAUGGACGAGGACACUGUUUAGGAAAGGAGAGAAGAUGAACUCGAAGGACGCACACACCUAACAGAAACACACACGCGAGAGAUGCAGUUACUCAGUACAACCACACGCUGUCUUUAUAGGGACAUAACAACCUCGUUCACAACCCCGAAGCCAUAGAAAUUACUCAGAUCAAUAGACACUGAGACCUGCUGCCGUCACGCCAUACGGCUCGUCAAGCAGCUUUUUUUUUUUUGUCGCUGCGAUGACACCUCUGGUUUUGGUAUUUGACGUGCCUUUUGGUGAGUCCUCCAGGAGCACACACGCCGAUUAAAUUAACAACUGAACGACGCACAAGACAGAAAGACUGUAAGUUUAAAAACAAAAAAAAUCCAGUAAACUAAUGACGACUUUACUCUCAGGGUCUUGAGCUGCCGUUAAGGUUCAGCCCUUCACACUCAGAAACACAUACUCAGAGUCCAACAGUGCAGUUCUUUGGUUACAGUAUGAGGAGAUACUGUAAGUUCUCUCACAUACUACUACUCACAUGCUUUGCUUUACCUCCAAGGACACACUCAUGUUACUGUCUGUGCAGUAAAUCUGUCUGUUCACACGCUAGAUGAAGAGGGUGGAGUCAGUGAAAGUUACAGGUUUUUAUGCAGGAGAGAAGUAAGAUUCUCCCAUGGACUUUUCAUCUUGAGUAUUAUUUUGUGGACGUUUUUCAGCCUUUGUUGAUGCAGAAAGCUGAAGAGAGACAGAAAGCUCCAUGAGGAGAGAGGGGGGGGGUGAGAUGCAGCAGGUACUGCAGUGAAGACUCAGCCACUGUCCAACCAGGAGAGCCAUCACGGAGCCUCAUUGUCACAUUCGUUCUAUGAAUUCAACUAUCCAAUAAGGUUAUCAUGAUACCAGACUUUUAAACUUUUAUCUUCUGAUAAAGUAUCCAACGAUAUUGAUACCACAGCAACAACAAAAAAUAGUCCUCUGAGCCACUGUAAAGUAAUUUCUUCUUUUUUAUUAACAGAAAAUGCAGACAGACUCCUGCACGCUGUCUACAUUGCACAAAUACAUUGGCAACAUUUUUGGGACUGAAACAGCGCCCUCUGUAUUCGCUUAUGGCGAUUGUAUUUUUGGAAAACGUGGUAUGAAGUAUUGAAAACUUUUGACAGCCUCAUUGUCCAAUUACCUGCCGACAAAUAUUUUUCAAAGCAUCAGAAGAUGUUUUUAAUUCCUGGGCUAAGAAAGAACAUUUUUACGUAACCUUGUGCUACAUUACACAGAAAACAAAAACUGUAAUAAUGACUCUUUAAAAUAUAAUUUUGCAGGUGCAUGUAAUUGAAGCAAGCCACCAGUUAGCACCAAUGCGAGCCACAACAGCACUUAUGAUUCUACAUUUUCCUGACUGAGCAAGGACACUAAACAUUUUCUUCCAGCUUAGCAGAUAGUAUAAUUCCUUCUCUGGUGUAUUUGGGAGACGGCUCGUUUCUUUAGGAUGAUUCAGUCAGCGUUAGCCCGGCAUGUUUUACUAGUUAACAAACUAACCUGUAAAGAUCAGUGAUGAGAAGUCCCAUUUGAAUUACCUGAAACAGGUAGCCCGGUCCUGAACCGCUGUACCUCAUCCUGAGUUUAUCUGAACACUUAGUGUCACUUCAUUGUUUUUAUGGAAAAUCAUUCAUCGCACUUUUCUGUAUCUGAGGGAGAGACAUUCUAAUUGUCACAAUCCUGCCAGACCACCUUGCAUGCUACCCAUAAGAGAGUUUGAGCCCCCCCCCCCCAUGUAACUAACCUACUAA
Labrus bergylta (ballan wrasse) is the source of this 3500-nucleotide messenger RNA. RefSeq names its product monocarboxylate transporter 1-like. Lineage: Eukaryota; Metazoa; Chordata; Actinopteri; Labriformes; Labridae. Gene Ontology annotation, molecular function: monocarboxylic acid transmembrane transporter activity. Gene Ontology annotation, cellular component: plasma membrane. The record is from RefSeq and is a predicted model, not a curated record. Gene Ontology annotation, biological process: monocarboxylic acid transport; transmembrane transport.